Drosophila yakuba is the source of this 1121-nucleotide messenger RNA. RefSeq lists its product as uncharacterized. Lineage: Eukaryota; Metazoa; Arthropoda; Insecta; Diptera; Drosophilidae. The record is from RefSeq and is a predicted model, not a curated record. The transcript has a single exon. Bases 69 to 947 code for a protein of 292 amino acids.
CGUUUUUUAACACUUUUCGUGGUGUGCCGUAAAUAUUUUGUCAAAAUUUUCAAGUGCUCGCGCAGAGAAUGUUAGGUGACAGUUUAAGAAACGACUGGCUCCUCUGGCCCCCUGCCCUCCAGCUGCUCAACUUUCCCUCGCCACAGCAGCAGGAGCAGGAACCUGGUCCUUUGGUUCGGUACGAGUAUCCUUCGAUACCCCAGCUGCGCCUGGCAGCCCGUAGAUUGGGGCCUUCGCGUUUGGUUGUGGAAGGUUCCGGCGAGGGCUCCGGUGGACAGGAGAACGGAAGUGGCGCCUCACCGAGAGUGAUCUUUGUGCGGAGGUGCUACAUGAUGGCCGGCCUGUUCUCGAUCAACACUGCGAUCCCCGCCAUAAUCCUGUCCGAGGCCAUUCCUCCGCAUACAGAUCUCAUAAUGCCAGGCUUCAUUUGCGCCAUGGUUUCCCUAAUGGUGCUCUUUGUCUUCUGUCUCUCGGCCAAGUUGCGGAAGUUCUAUUGGUUCAGCUUCAUCAUGGCCGGGCUGUUUGUGAGUCUGGCAGGAUUGGGCGUGAAUCUGCUUCUCGUGGAGCGGAUUAUUGUCCGCGUGUGCAGUGCCCUCCUGGCGGCGUCUGCCAUGACUGUGAUCUGCUAUUGCGCUGGUGCAUGGUUACCCAAGAUCAUUCUGCCCGGAGAGAAGACUAUGUUUCUCCUGCUCGUCAUCUUCGUGAUGGCCUCCAUCUUUGUGAUGACCGUGUUUAUUUUCACGGACAAUUGGAUCUACCAGCUGGUGUACUUCUCGUUAUUGGCCACUUUGCUAAUACCCGCAUCCGUUUAUCACGCUCAAGUGGUUCAUUCCCGGCGAUUCCAGCUGCCGGAAUACGAAUUUGUGAUUUGCGCCGUCAACGUGUAUCUGCACUUUCUGCUGUUCUUUGCGGCCUUCUACUUUGUCAUCUGGCCGACCAAAUGGUGACGAAUUCAGGGACUUGGAGUCCUUAGGAGACUGGUUACUACUGAAGGUCCUUAAACGGAAUGAUGGCCAUGUAGUUAGCUGAAUCUACUGUUUUUGGCUAAAUAAAGGAACACUUUUGUAGCCAUAAUGUUAAUAUAUAUCUCAGCAAGAGUAUCAGUACAAUAUUUUUAUACA